AGUGGCCGGCUGCUGCGUGAGAGAUUGCGCCAGUGGAUGCAAUGGUUCCAUAUAAAGAAUGCGACAAUUAAAGCUGCGGCUAGUAGUAGCCACAACGGCCGACACGAAAGCAGACAUCGAUCCGAUCCGAUCCGCACACACAGAUCCAAAAUCCAAAAUCCAAAAUCCAAAAUUAUGCGCCACUUGAUAACCCUUCUGGGCCUGGCAGUGGUACUGGGCCUGGCCGUUGCCUUUGUGCAGGCGGCUCCUGUUGAGGUUGUCUAUACGGGCGAGAGCUGUGCCUGUCCCACCCAGCUGGGAUAUCAGCUGAAUGUGCCCAAUCCGCCCAAGCCAAAGAAGUACGGGGCCAGCGACUAUGGCUAUCGUGUGGAAAAGCCGGUGCAGACCAAGGCAAAGAUCAGCUAUAGCUUCGACUUCACCGUCGAACAGCCACGGACACCGCCGCCGCCCAAGUAUCCGGAAUCGAAGCUGUAUGCCAAAGUGGAUCGGGUGACGGUCAACAAAGGAGAUUGUGCUGCCAAGCAUACGUCCAGCUGCAGUUGCUCGAGCUGCUCCAGCCCCAAGCCAAGGUAUGUAGUAGCUCAAGUAGGCUCAAGGUCUCCCAAUGCCAUACGUCGGCGUCGUGAGCUGCGCACGCCCGGCUCUCUGAUCCGCAGGCGUCUAAUGCGUCAGCAACAGCUCCAAGAGCGACCACCUCGCUAUGUCAAGCUCUAUCACAAGGAUUUGGCCGCCCAGCAGAAGCAGAAACGAAAACUCUUUGGCCUGACGCCACCGGAGGAGCAAGUCUCAAGUCCCAAAACGAAGCGAAAGACCAAGAAGACCCCAGCUGGCUGGUUGGGUCUGGGCCGGCGGCUGAGCAAGCGUGAUAUCAAAGGAGAAUUCGAUCUGCUGGAGCGGGAACGUGCCCAGAUUGAUUUGACUGCACCCGAGAUUAUACAGUUUAUGCCGGAGACGCUCAAUCCGAACUUCCAGCCGGGCCAGUGUCAUAUGGGCUGUGGCGCUAUGACAGCAGUCGGGCCUCCUCCUCCUCCUCCUCCUCCAGCCACCGAAGAGGCUGGGAAAGAGUUCCAGCCGACGGAGGACCAAACAGAGCUGCCAGUGACGAUGGAACAGCAGAAUACCAUACCCUCCAAGCGUGCCGCCUUGGGCUACUACCCGCUGCAGAUACCAUCGCCGUUGCGUCUGCCGCAGGACGACUACAAGUAUGUGGAUGACGAGCAGCUACGCAGUUUGCUGUCGACCACCUCGGUGCCAGAUCCGCUGGAGCGGGGCUCCACGCCGCUGCAGUUUGCCGGCGACUUGGAAUCGGUGACGCGGCGUGGCUAUGCCUCUCCGAUGCUGGGCAUUGGCGGUGGCUAUCCCGUGGAGCACGUGUCCGACUCACAGCUGGACAGACUCAUCUCGCAGAUCAUCUAUCCGCACCCACAUUAUCUGGAGUCGAGCACUCACUAUCCGGAGCCCAAUCAGAAGAGGCAAACAACGGAUUUCCUCAAGAAGCUCAUCGACGGACGCCUCGGCGGCUGGGGCUUUGAGUCGACCACCGAGCCGGAGCAUGCCCUGCACGCCGACUACUCCACGACGCCCGCCAAGACCUAUGGCUACAACAGUCAUGUCCAGAAUGGCUACAGUGUCGACACCUACAAUGUGCCACCCAUUUCCGAGUAUCUGCGAGCCUGGUUUUAGUUCCCCCAGUCCCAGAGAGUGAUCUCUAGCUUACAUCUAAUUUACGUAGUUCCCUAAGAAGUC
Messenger RNA from Drosophila obscura, 1746 nucleotides. RefSeq lists its product as uncharacterized. Bases 37 to 1683 code for a protein of 548 amino acids. The record is from RefSeq and is a predicted model, not a curated record. Lineage: Eukaryota; Metazoa; Arthropoda; Insecta; Diptera; Drosophilidae. The transcript is spliced from 2 exons.